Molecule: messenger RNA, 3260 nt
Organism: Aphanomyces invadans
Lineage: Eukaryota; Oomycota; Saprolegniomycetes; Saprolegniales; Verrucalvaceae
Exons: 23
Coding region: 19-3210 (1063 amino acids)
Source: RefSeq, a predicted model, not a curated record
GCGAAAACGGAAACGCCGAUGCGUCUGCGCCGCGGCACUGUUGCCAUGCGAUGGGUGGGUUUCAUGGCCGUCGUGCCUGCUUCGAUCCGUGCCAUGUGCUCGAAUGCGUGUUCCGGGCAUGGCUUUUGCAAUGCGUUCAACGUGUGCCAGUGCACGUCGGGGUUCACAGGAGGCGACUGCUCUCUUCGGACCUGUCCCGUCGGGAAAGCGUGGGGCGUGAUAACAGCCACCGACACCGCGCACCAACCCGCCGAAUGCUCUGGUCGCGGGAAUUGUGUUUCGUCGUCUGGUACAUGCAGUUGCCAGAACGGGUUCGAAGGCAGCGCGUGCCAACAUGUCAUCUGCCUCGAAAGCUGCUCAUCUCGUGGACGCUGCAUCACGAUGGAGCAACUGGCGGGCGAUGCCUUGACGGCGCUGAACGCGCUCGACAAGCCCCCGUUCGAGUACUCUCCAUACGCCAUGUGGGACGCCGACAUGCUGCGCGGUUGCAUGUGCGACGAUGGCUAUGGGGGCUACAACUGCCUCGUCGAACGGUGCUCGGGCGGGGACGAUCCGCUGACGACGGGGCAGACGGAAGAGAUCCAACUCGUGUCGUGCGCAGCGUCGUACUUGCAACACACGAUAACGUUCAACUACGACACCACACCGACUUCCGGGACGUUCGUGCUCGAGUUUGGGCGGCUGCGAACGAGCCCGAUCAGUGUCCACGCGGCGGCGGCGAAUGCCCUUGGGACGUCCAUGACGGAAAUGCUCCAAACGUUGCCGACGAUUCCAGCGGUGACUGUCGUGCGGCGGACGACGGCGUUUGCCACGUUCUGGGACGUGACGUUUGCUCCGUCGAGCGUCGAGCAGCACAGCUUUCAGCCGCGAUGGAGAGCGGUCGAAGUCCAAUCGUUCUUUUGCGCGGCCGACUCGGGAUUCCUUACCCUCGCGUACAACAAGUUUCUGUUUGGCAAUAUCCCGUCGACCGCGCUGGCAUCCGAUUUGAAGCUGCGACUCGAGUCCAACCCCAAGCUCGCAGUAGUCGACGUCACGUACAGCUCAGGCACGACGCUGUGCCGAGCGACCGGCAAUCAGAUCACGAUUGCGUUCCAACUGAUGCGAGACCGCGACGUCGUCGGUGACGUUCCCGAGCUUGUCAUCGACGCGACCAACCAAGGCCAGCGCAAUGGCCUGUUCCUUGGCGGGUUGCCUCCCACUGUCGACGCCGUGGCGACCGAACUCGUCAAGGGCAUUGAUACGUGUCACCGAGUCGAAGUCCAGCGCCUCGUGUGCUGUGCCACGUCGGGCUUUUUCAGCCUCACGUUUGAGGGACGAACCGUGUCGAAUCUGCCGUUUACGAUAGCAGCCGCCGACUUGCGAUCGAGUUUGCUCGCGAGUUUUCCGACUCUUGUCGACAUUGACGUCACGUACUCGGUGGGGUCGACGACGGCGUGUGAUGCGGUCGGGUCUGGCACGGCCAUUACGAUUGCAUUUGUUGUGGUCUCGACCAACGGGCCCAGCGGGAACGGCGACUUGGCCGCGAUCACGGCCGAUCGCACCAACGGAGGCACUUCCGGGCUUGUCCAUGCAUCGCCAAAUCUGCUCCAGCUCACGGCAACGGCGGUCGAAGUUGUUAAGGGCGCGCGAUGUGUGCCGCUCAGCUCGACGUUUGUCGCGGCCCCCACGCGGCAGAUCACGGCCACGGUGGUGCAGGGGGGAGGCGAAUUCAGUUUGGGCUUUCGCGGCCAAAGCACCGGCCCGAUCCCGGCCACGGCCAGUCCAGCGCAAGUCGCGGCGGCGUUGACGAGACUCCCUGCCAUCACUGGCAUCGACGUGGCGUUUACAACUGGCGAAGCAUGCGCGACGCCGGCCAACGUGAUGCAGCUUACGUUCACGCAGGAGUUUGGCAACGUCCCGACCAUGACGGCCGAUGCUCGUGGGUCCCCCGCCGUUGUUCAAGUGUUUGCCAGUGGCGCAGUCGACCCCGCGACGUCCCUGGCGUCCGUGGACGGAACGAAAGAAAUGAUCGAGUGUUCCGGUCGGGGGACAUGCGACUAUAGCAAGGGCGGCGCGUGCAAAUGCUACACCGGGUACAUUGCGAGCAACGGGCGCGGCCAGCCUGCCACGUCAUUGAUUCGACGAGAUGACUGCGGCGCCAUGGCCAUCACGAUCGCGAGCUGUCCGGGCGAUAUCCCUUGCAGCGGUCAUGGCACGUGCUCCAACGAACCCAUGUUCAAGUGCACGUGUGCGGUCGGGUGGCGCAAUGGCGACUGCUCCGAACGCGUGUGCCCGUUUGGGCUGUCGUGGUUUUCAUACCCGGCUGACCAUAACGUCGCCCACCGCGACUUUGCCGAGUGUUCGAACGUCGGCUUGUGCGACCGGACGACCGCGCUGUGCCAGUGCUCGGCGCCGUAUGUAGGGCCGGCGUGCAACUUGAUGGGGUGCGGUGGCAGCGGGGCCGAGUGUUCGGGCCACGGGCGAUGCAUGACGUUGCGCCAGCUCGCCCCAGAAGUGCGCGUAAACGGCGUUGUUGCCGGCUUUACGUUUGGCGACGACCCCAACAACCCGUGGACGUGGGAAGCGGACAAGAUUCAGUCGUGUCUGUGCGACCCGCCAUUCGUCGGCUACGAUUGCUCCCUCGUCGACUGCCCCCAUGGCGACGACCCCAACACGUACUUGGAUGUCCAAGAAAUCCAGCACGUGCACUGCGUUGCCACGGGAGGCUCGUUCACCCUCACGUUUCGAGAACAAACCACGUCGCCGAUUGCGUGGGACGCCAGCGCUGCCGCAGUCCAAGAGGCGCUCGAUGCGCUCUCGACCAUCGAAAGCGUGGUCAUUGCAUUCAGCGGGUCCAACACCGCCGUGUGCACACCCGGAGGCGUUGUCACCACUGUCCGUUUUGUGUACGAGUUGGGGGCGCUGCCAUGCCUCCAACCCGACAAGACCCAGCUCAUGGACACCGUCCAAGGCGAUGGAACCCCCGGCACAGGCAUGGUCAACAUCAACUGCGCGGGGUCGACCUUGAUGGGGCAGUACGUGUCGGUGGUCGGGACCCGCGAAGAUGCCGUGUGUUCGAACCACGGCCAGUGCGACACUCAAGUUGGUGUGUGCCGGUGCGAUCCGUUUUUCGCCAGCAGCGACGGUCUUGGCGGCCCCGGCACGCGCGGCGACUGUGGCUUUCGCACGCACUUGGCCAAAGGGUCAGGCGGCGGCAGCAGCAGUAGUUGAGGGUUGUGGCUCCUCGUAAACGCUCCCAGUGCAUGUGUCGAUGUGGCCGA